AAAAAAAAUCAAAACCCUUCCAUAUCUUGAGAAACAUUAUACUGUUAGUGUGACAAAAUGGGAGAGGACGUGUCCACUGAAAUGAACCAUUUUCCUGGGGAAAGAAAGAAAAUCAAGAUUCAUAUCAAUGGAAAUCUCAUAAUGUUGAAAGUGUCAUUAUUUUUUCUAUACGGAGCUACCUCUUCUCUGAUGCCCUAUCUAACCAUCCAUAUGCAAAGUAUAGGAAUAAAAAUGGAAGAAAUAGCACUUAUUUAUUUGGCUCUCCCUUUCACAACUUUCCUGGCUCCUCCAGUAACAGGGUAUUUAGUUGAUAAAUUCGGAAAAUACAAAUCGGUAGUUAUAGUAUCAUUCAUGGCUACCGCAUUUCUUCAUCACUCCUUGCUACUCAUACCACAUCAAGAAACACCUGGUUCUGUUCCUUCAGGUUACGUUAUAACGCAUCCGAAAAAACUGUAUGUCGAAGUUUGGUGGAGUCCAUGUCCUAGCAGGGAGUGUCCAGCUGAAGAAGAACUAGACGUGGUGUUAGAUAUGUGCGUUGACCACUGCCUCCUCAAAAAGAAGAAGAAAAAGAAUGAAACUUUACCAGUUAAUCUUGAUACAGACACAGACGAUCUCACUUUUCACUUGGGUAAGAAAAACAGCAAAGGGACUCUCAAAAAGAAUGGUACUGUAGCACAGUUUACUUUGGACAUGCAUGACAACCUUGGAGAUCCAAUAGAACAAUUCGGUAUGUAUUUGGAUUCUUCAGAAGACGACAAAGUGAUGGAACUCAAGAAAAGAUUCACACCAAACUUGUUGAGGAGGUUUGGAGUCAACGUACCGGAACUGGACGAGAGAGAUUUGAGAUGUGGAGGGGUGGUGUUAUCGGCAAAUGUCAGUACGCAAGUCAGGCUCAAGAAUUACUCCAAUGAUUGCAUAUUGCAAAAAUGUAACUUCAGAUCCGGUGGACCAGAUAUAUGUCCCCCAGAAUUCAACAAAAGUGAACCCAAUAUUUUUUGGAUUUACUUCAUACUUAGAUUUUUAGCCAAUACCAUGAUGACAGCUGGUGUCACUAUAAUGGAUCCUAUAGCUUUGAACAUGAUCGAAAGGUAUGGUGGAGAUUUUGGAAAGGAGAAACUAUUCUCCAGUUUGGGAAUGGCUUUGUUCUCUCCAAUCACUGGAAUACUAAUUGAUAUAAACAGUGAGAGACUUGGAUAUACAGAUUACUCUCCUGCGUUCUACGCACACGAUGCUCUACUCAUGAUUUCUGCAAUGGCAGUUUACAUGAUGCCUCUAGGUGACCAGCUGCCUGCAGAUAACGUCUUCAAGAACCUUAGAUAUGUUUUGACAAUACCAUCAAUAGCUGUGUUCAUUACAGCUCUUUGCAUCUUAGGAAACCUAUGGGGGUUCAUUGAAAGUUUCCUCUUCUUCUAUCUCAGAGAUCUUGGUGCUCCAAAUUACCUCUUAGGAAUAACUGUUACGGUUGGCACCUUGAGCAGUUUGCCAUUUUUGUAUGGUGCAAAUGAGAUCACGAAAACUGUUGGACACAUAAAUAUAAUCAUUGUCGCAUUUUUCGCACACGCUUUGAGACUGGUAGGAUACUCAAUAAUCGAGAGUGCAUGGUGGUGUUUUCCAUUCGAAGCCUUAGAAUCCAUAUCAGUACACUUAAUGUGGGUAGCAGCAGCAACAUAUUGUGCCAUAAUUGCUCCAAAAAACCUCCUGGCAACUUUGAUAGGAAUCCUUGGUAUGGCUCACUUCAGUAUAGGAAGAGGAAGUGGAAGCUUUGUUGGAGGUUACAUUAUAGGAAAAGUUGGAAUUCGCCAAGCGUUCAAACUGAUGGGAAUCAUGUCUGUUUUUUGCGGAAUGCUUUACAUAGUCAUCCACUACGUAUGUUUAGCCAAAGUGGACUUUGACACAGACAGAGAAGAAGAGGAAAAAUAUGGAGAAAUGUGUAAGGUUAAUGUUGAACCUCCAGAACCGAAAUUCAAAGACCAAGCCACCAUGGUUAGUCAUGAAAGGCUAAGUUUGAUGAUAGAAUACAACCAGAUUGGAUCCGUGUCUUCUCUAGGCAAAAGCAGGGAGUACUCCAUUGGCUUCGAAAAGAACAGUUUCCGCAGAGGAAGCUACAACAUUGACACCAGGGCACGUGGCAGUGCUUCGAAGGUAGAUCUAUUACGGUCCGCAGUUGAGGUCAACUUUAAAAAGACAUCCAGUAAAAAUUUAAGCCGUCCGACAGUUAUUACUAAUAGUACCAAGGUAAUUCCAGAGGGACUUCCAAUGCCAAUGCCUGAAGAGAGUGCUGAAUUUUAUUACAAUAUAAUGAAGACACCAUCGAUUAUCAUAAACCAAGAUAUGGCCAAAAGCUGAUAUUUAAUUUCAAAAACACACCAAAUUGAUAUUAAAUAACUAAAUAUUCAAAAUCACAUUUGGGAUAAUAAUUCUGUUAGCUAUAGGUUGUUUAUCAAAUAAAAAUGACAAAUUACU
This is a messenger RNA of Harmonia axyridis, 2463 nucleotides long. RefSeq lists its product as uncharacterized. Lineage: Eukaryota; Metazoa; Arthropoda; Insecta; Coleoptera; Coccinellidae. Bases 58 to 2346 code for a protein of 762 amino acids. The transcript is spliced from 5 exons. The record is from RefSeq and is a predicted model, not a curated record. Gene Ontology annotation, cellular component: membrane.